GGAUGGAGGUGGCCAGGGAUGGAGGUGGUCAGGGAUGGAGGUAGCCAAGGAUGGAGGUGGCCAGGGAUGGAGGUGACCAGGAUGGAGGUGGCCAGGGAUGGAGGUGACCAGGAUGGAGGUGGUCAGGGAUGGAGGUGGCAGAGAUGGUCCCUGUGUCCGCAGCAUCCUCAUCCCCUCGCCCGCCACCAGCUGCCCAAGGGUUAAGGAGAGUUUGCUGCUCCUGCAGACAUCAGUGACAUCUCUGCUGACAACGCCACACUGAGCUGCUCUCCCCUCCCCGGCAGCACCAGCCUGGCCUCCCCCAGCCCCACGCGGCCCCCGCGCCGCUGCGGCCCCGGCACCUCGCCCCGGCAGCUUUGGCACAAUCGCAAUCCCGAGCGGAGCAGCCGGCUCCCCUCCUGCCCUCUGACCCGCUGUUGCUGUGGAAACUGCAUCCCACACGUAGGAUUAUGGAGCUGGAAGCCGCAGGCUCCAAACUCCCCUUGCAAAUCCAGGCGGCUCCUGGGGUCUCGCGGUGGUGCUGGCCGUGGGGUGCCUGCCCCUGCUGGGUGCUCGGGGGGGGGGGUGGCAGCAGCACCGCUGGGCCCCCUGGUUUGCACCCACCGGCUGGUGGCACUGCCAAAAGUGCCCUGGUGUCACCACGAGGCCACCGGUGCCGCCUGGCACGUCUGCUCCCCUGAGCAUCAUUUCCCGCUGUGCCUGCAUCCCUGCAUCCUCAAGGGCUUGGGUACCACCAGCACCCCCCCCUUCGCCCACCAGCACCCCGGGGAGGUGGGUCCAUCCCAAGGACCCAUUCCCAACCACAUCCAUGGGCACCCCCCACCAGCACCCCCGACAUCCCUAGGGACACGCAGCGUGGGUCCCCAGGCCUGGGUGGGUGCGGGGGAGAGCGGAGCGGUUUGGGGAGCUCUGUGGGCUGGAUCUGUCUCGGCAUCUCCUCUCCCUGCCACCCGGGGAGGUAGGAGCUGAAUUAAUCGCGAUCAAUUAAUGCUGCUGCAAUCCUCAUCUUCCUCCCUGCACCAGCUUUGUGCCGUCGCACCCGGCGAGGGGGGCCUGGUGUCCCCAGCAGCAUCCCUCCAGAACCACACAGCCCCCCAGGAUGGGGAUUGGGGACAAGCAGGGUACCCCCAGCCCACGUGGGCACCCGUGCCCAUGGUGAGCAGCCGUGCCAGGCAAUCUGAUGAGUGGGGAUGGGGAGGGGACACAGGAGCCCCUCGAAGUCCCUGUGUGCCAGGGCUGGAGAGGGAUGGUGGGGGGUCUGGAUCCUGCAGUAUACUGCAGCAAAUGCCCUGCAAUCAGCAUCCGAAUGAAUCCCACCUUCCUUCCUUCCCCCACAACGUGCUGCCCUGGGCUACAGCUAAUCUAUUGUGCGCUGGGCUGCAGCCAGCACAAGCUGCAAUACAGUAAAUCCUUCUGCAGUAUCCUGCAAGGGGACCGAGCCCAGCCGCAGCCGCUCGCCGCCUGCCACACAAAGCUGGGGGGCUGCAGUGGGGAUGGGGCGCAGGGGUUGGGGGCACAGGAGGGCGGCAGAGACCCAGGCUCUGUGCAUGGAGCUCUGGAGCAAGGUGGGAAGUUCCCCAGGGAGUUUCGGUGCCCUGUGGAUCCCCCUCGCCCCCCAGAUCCCCACCAUGGGGCAAGGGGACGCUCCAUCCUCUGUCCCACUGCGCUUGGGGUUGGCCUUAAGCAAUGCCACCACCAUGGUCCCCACAAAGGUCCUGGUGCAGGGGUUUGCAUCCCUUCCUCUCGCUCUUCAUGGUGCCACCUCCCUUGUGCCUCAGUUUCCCCACUGGUACUAGUCCCACUGAUGCCUCCUCCCUGCUCCUGCAAGGCAACUCCAGCACACGUGAGCCCUGCUGCCCUUCGCUGAGGGAUCCUGCUCAGAUCCUGUUAUUAUCCCUAUUAUUACUAUUAUUACUCUUAUUAUUGGGAUGCUGGGGGGGGGGGCUCUGCAGCUCUGCCGGACCCGUCUUUGGAGAGCAAGGCAUCCUUCAAAGGGAAGGCUCUCUGUCACCGCCCCACAGCAGCUGCGUUCUCCUCAAUUAGAAGAGGUAAUGAAGCAAUUUAUGGGCAUCUCCAAAGUGAUGUGUGAGUGACAGGCUGUGUAUGAGCCGCGCCGGGGCUCUGCUGCCAACUUGUGUUCUUCCAGUCUUAAUGGGAAGCUCCCCGGUGAGGAUGGAUGGGGGGGAUAGGUGUGUCUAUAGGUGUGUGUGCUCUGAGGUUCCUAACGUGGAUCAGUGAUGCUGGGAGAGCUGCGUGCCCUCAUCCCCCCGUUCCUGGAGCCUGGCCCCCCAGGAUGCGCUGUGUCACAUGGAUGUAACCAGAGCCUGGAGGGCAGCUGGGUGGGAGCAGAGUGGGGGGCUGGAUGCCUGCAUCCAUGGGGAGAGUUGGCUGCAGCUUCCUGAUUCCAUCCUCACCACAGGCGCUGCCCACCCUGCUCCCUGCCUCAGUUUCCCCCUCAUCCCCACAUCCCCAGUGCUCCAACCUUUCAGCUCCUUGAGAGCCAGCACAGCCCCCAAACAGGGAAAAGGGCGUUUUGGGGCCAUCUCUUCUGAACGGGGCAGAAUCCAAUGAGCUGCCAAUGGCCUCCUGCGGGUACCCAAAGGAUGGGGGUCCCCUGGCUGUUUUGGGGACAUGUGGGUCCCUGGGUACAUGGCAGGGAGGGUGCAGGAGCAUGGUGGUGCAUUGUACCCUGUGUUGGUGUGAUCCUGCGUGCGCACGUUGCACACCCAUGUGCGUGUACCUGUGCACACCAGUGUGCACCCACCUGUGUGCACACCAGUGCCUGUGCAUGUUCCUGUGGGGACACCCAUGUAGGUACAUGUGUACUUGUACCAUGCGCGCACACGUGCACCCCUCUCUGCGCACUCUGCAUGUUCCAGUGGGUACCCCUGCACCCACGUAGGUGUGCAUGUACCUGUGCGCACACAUGUAUGCACCCAUCUGUGUGCAUGCUGCAUGCUGCUAUAGCCAUGGGUGCCCCUGCACCCAGGCAGAUGCGUGUGUACCUGUGUGCACACACAUGUGCACCCUCUAUGUGCAUGCUGCAUGCUCCUAUGCCCACAGGUGCCCCUGCACCCAGGUAGGUGCACACGUGCACAUGUACCUGUGCUUGUCUGCACCCAUGUGUGCGCCAUCCUCCCUCCAUGUGUGUGCCUGUGCACACAGCCCACACCAGUGGGUGCAUCCCCUCCCUGCCCACCCCUGUACGCAGGGUGCCAAGGUGCUGCUCCCCCUUUCUUCCCCACACCCCUACCCUGGCGCACCAGCGCUGGCACCAUCCCCAGUGGCUCCCACACCCCAGCUCGGCCCCAGCCGGCCCUGCACCACGCUGCAUCUCCCAGGAAACAGGAUCUGCAGCCAGGAGUUUCCGCUCAACUCGUGUGUGCCUCCCACAAAACGAAAAAAAACAGGGAAAAAAGAGAGGAAAAAAGAAAAGGGAAUAGAAAAAACCCAUCCACCCAACCCCCCCUGACACCAGCGAAUCCUGCCCGGCCCCUUCUGCUCUUCUUGUCUAGCCAGUUACUAAAAUUGGCCAAGGGAGGCAACCGGCUGCUCUCCCCCCGCCCAGACCCCCCGGUCCCACCUCGCCACCAGCGGGGUGCAGUGGGGAUGCCGGCCCCGCUGCGGUGGGGCUGCAAGCAAAGGGGUGCUGAUGGGCGCGGGGUGGUCCGGGACCCCCGCUGGGCUCGUGGUCCGCAUUCCCGCAUCCCGCCGGGAGCCCCUUUGCCGGCCCGGGCAGCCCCCCAGCCCCAGCGCCGGGGGAGCGUGGCUGUGCCUUCGGCAUGGGCACGGAUCCAUCUGGCGCCUUCCAAAUGUUACUGGCCUCGCAGGAUCCCGGCCCCGCUUGGCGUUAACCCGCACCUCACCGCGGCCCUGCAGCGCCCGCAGGCAGCGGGACCCCAGCACCGCUUCCCGGGGGUGCCCACUGGGUGCCGGGGGGCUGCGGAGCCGCCCUGGGUGCCACAGGGCUCGUAGCGGGUGGCGUUGGCAGCGGACGGAGCCCCCUCCGCGGUGUUCCAUGACCCGGCAUGGGCAGGGACACACCGGGGCUGUGACUCAUGCUGUGGCUAUAACAGGGAGCGCGGAGAGGGGGGCCGCGGCCAUCUGCGCAGCCUCAGGCCUGCGGCGCGUUGAG
Pezoporus occidentalis (night parrot) is the source of this 4135-nucleotide messenger RNA. RefSeq names its product proline-rich protein 2-like. NCBI's taxonomy places the organism in Eukaryota, Metazoa, Chordata, Aves, Psittaciformes, Psittacidae. The record is from RefSeq and is a predicted model, not a curated record. The coding region runs from base 3046 to 3975 and encodes 309 amino acids. The transcript is spliced from 3 exons.